AUGGAAGAUACAGAAGAUAUUCAAGAGAUUCAUCCGCCUCCCACUACUGAAGUUUCAAAAGGAAAAAAAGUUCUUCAACAGCACAAAAAAGGGAAAACAAUAGGGACUUUUUUUAUGCCAAGAGCUACUCCAGGAGGUCAACCAUCCAUCAAAAGUGUGAUGCAAAGCAAAGAAGCUAAAGAGAAGGUUGACUUGGCAGUUGCGAAGUGGAUGAUUGAUGCUUCCAUCCCUUUCAAUGCAGCAAACUCUGCAUAUUAUCAAACAAUGUUUGAUGCUGCUUGUUCUUUUGGAGCUGGUUACAAAGCACCUAAUUUCUAUGACUUGCGUGGCUAUUUAUUGACAAAAAAUGUUGAGCAAGUCAAGAAUUUUGUUAAUAGCUUUCGUACAACUUUGAAAGAAACUGGAUGUACUAUUAUGGCUGAUGGAUGGACUGACCAACAAAGGAGAAUUCUCAUCAACUUUCUAGCUUAUUGCCCUAGAGGAACUAUUUUUUUGAAAUCAGUUGAUGCCUCAGAUGCUUCGAAGACUGCAGAAAUGUUGUAUAAGCUAUUUAGAGAAGUGGUUUUAUUUGUUGGGAUGGAAAAUGUGGUACACUUCAUUACUAACAAUGCUGCCAAUUAUGUUGCUGCUGGAAGAUUAUUAGAAAGGGAAUUUCCAACACUUUACUGGUCUCCAUGUGCUGCUCAUUGCCUAAAUUUGAUGUUGCAUGAUAUGGGCAAGUUAGAUGAGGUUAGUAAAGUGGUUGAACAUGCUUCAAAAAUAACAAAAUAUAUUUAUAAUCAUUGUUAUCCGUUGCAUUUGAUGAGAAAAUACACUGGUGGAAAAGAAAUUAUUCGGCCUGCUCCUACACGUUUUGCUACUAAUUUCAUUGCAUUGCAAAGUAUUUUAGUGCAAAAAGAUGCUUUAAGAGCUAUGGUGACUUCAAAAGAAUGGACCUUUUCAGCAUAUGCUAAGGAGAGUAAAGCAAAAAAAUUUGUGGAUCUUGUGCUAGAUUCUCUGUUUUGGAAGGAAUGUGCUAUAAUCGUUCAAUUAACUGAGCCUUUUGUUCGAGUUCUAAGAAUUGUUGAUAGUGAUGAAAGGCCUGCUAUGGGAUACUUGUAUGCUGCCAUGCAUAGAGCCAGAGAAGAGCUUUUGAGAAGAUUCUCAAGAAAAAAGAAAACAGUUGAUCCUUUCUUAAGAAUAAUUAAUUCAAGAUGCACUACAAGAAUUUUGGUCUUCAAUGACAACUACUUUUCGUCACAAAAAAGCAAAAAGUCGUCACUGAUGACUUUUAUUGACAACAUUUCGGUUGUCACAGAGUCGUCACUGAAUCUCCGUCGGUAA
Molecule: messenger RNA, 1323 nt
Organism: Coffea eugenioides
Lineage: Eukaryota; Viridiplantae; Streptophyta; Magnoliopsida; Gentianales; Rubiaceae
Exons: 1
Coding region: 1-1323 (440 amino acids)
Source: RefSeq, a predicted model, not a curated record